AUGAACCUGAAAGCGAAUGAAGAGCGAGUGCUUGGCAUGGUAUGGAAACCAUCAGAGGAUGUCUUUACGUUCGAGUUGAACUUGAAGGAGGAAAUGCAGAACAUUGUUGUGAACAAGGGUGUACCCACCAAGCGCCAAGUCUUGCGUACGAUCAUGUCUUUGUUCGAUCCGUUGGGACUGGUUGCGCACUUCGUAGUCCACGGAAAGUUAAUUAUGCAACAAAUCUGGAGGGCCGGUCUGGAUUGGGACGAGGAGAUCAAUGGAGAAAUUCUGGUAGAUUGGCGUAGGUGGAGCAGACUGCUGAUGAAGAUAACGGAAGUGAACGUGCCAAGGUGUUUCUACUCGGGUAGCGAAAUCAGAUACGAGAGUUCCCAGAUUCACAUUUUUGUGGACGCCAGCGAGAACGCAUACGCCUGCGUAGCGUACCUAUGGAGCAUUUGCAACGGGGUCCCGCGAUGUACGCUAAUAGCAGCCAAAACGAAAGUAGCGCCACUAAAGCCAUUGUCGAUCCCACGGCUGGAGUUGCAAGCGGCUCUUCUAGGGAGCCGUCUCUUGGACACCAUCUGCAAGGCGUUGACUAUUACAAUCUCAGCACGAUUCCUCUGGACAGAUUCAUCAACUGUUUUGGCGUGGCUGAAAUCUGAGACGCGAAGGUAUCACCAAUUCGUUGGCUUCCGAGUGGGAGAGAUCUUAACCACGACUACCAUCAACGAUUGGCGAAAAGUUCAGUCCAAGCUGAAUGUGGCUGAUCAAGCGACGAAAUGGAAAGAAGAACCGAGCUUCAACCAAGCGGACUGGUGGUAUACGGGUCCCCACUUCCUAGCGGAUUCGGAGGCGAACUGGAUGAAAGAUACGCCUGUAGAUUUUUCAACAACGGAAGACAUGCGAACAUCAUUUUUAUAUCAUCGCUGCCUAUCUCCAACACACACCCUCCUAGAGGUGGAAAGAUUCUCCAAAUGGACGAGAUUACUUCGAAGUACAGCAUACGUUGUAAGAGCAGCCAAACGAUUUCUCGGCCUGAAGGUAACGGGUACAUUAACGCAGCAGGAGUUGCUGAGCGCGGAAGAUUUACUGUGGCGACAAGCACAAAUGGAAGCAUUUCCGGAUGAAUACGCUACAAUCAAAUACAACAACCAACACCCAGAGAAAGAAUCACGGCUACUGGAAAAGUCAAGCUUGCUUUUCAAGAUGUCACCGAUGCUGAACAACAACGGAGUACUCAGAAUGAAUAGUCGUAUGGUGGCGGCGCCAAUAAUAUCUACGGAUCUAAAAUACCCGGUUCUCCUGCCUAAGGAACAUCGAAUAACAAUGCUGCUCGUUGAAAGCUACCAUAUCCGCUUUCUACAUGGAAACAACGAAACAGUUUUCAACGAGCUAAGACAACGUUUCCAGAUCCCACAUCUUCGUGCGCUUGUAACGAGGGUAGCCAAGCAGUGUCAACAUUGUCGUGUGCUGAAGGCAACUCCCCAGGCGCCAAUGAUGGCACCACUGCCAACCAUUCGACUAACACCAUUCAUCAGGCCGUUCACACACACCGGACUUGAUUAUUUCGGACCUGUUCUAGUGAAGCAAGGACGCGGUACAGUCAAGCGAUGGAUCGCCCUAUUCACGUGCUUGUCCAUCAGAGCGGUGCACCUCGAAGUUGUGCACAGCCUAUCAACCCAGUCCUGUGUGAUGGCCAUUCGGCGUUUCAUUGCACGUAGAGGCUCACCUGCUACAUUCUGUUCAGAUAACGGGACCAACUUUGUGGGUGCUAGCAAUAUGUUGAAGGAACAGCUGCGAUCUAUAAACGCAAGUUGUGCAACGACAUUUACGAAUUCGGUUACAAGGUGA
This is a messenger RNA of Armigeres subalbatus, 1833 nucleotides long. RefSeq lists its product as uncharacterized. Gene Ontology annotation, molecular function: nucleic acid binding. The coding region runs from base 1 to 1833 and encodes 610 amino acids. The record is from RefSeq and is a predicted model, not a curated record. NCBI's taxonomy places the organism in Eukaryota, Metazoa, Arthropoda, Insecta, Diptera, Culicidae. The transcript has a single exon.